CUCUUGUUAGGCCGUUCAAGGUCGCUAAACAGAACGGCGGGUAGCUUCGAAAGGCUCUGACGUUUUUACCUGUUUCUCCUUCGUCAUGUCUUUCAACUUUUCGGGAAUUAAGAAAGCACUGUUUGGAGAUAAUAAGCCUCGACCAAAACUUGGGUCUCUCGAUAUAGAGGGUGUGACACAAUUAAUCCAGGAUGGUCAAGUCAACAAAAUAAUAACUAUGGUUGGUGCUGGCGUGUCAACAGCUGCUGGAAUACCUGAUUUUCGAAGCCCAUCUUCUGGCAUAUACGACAACUUGGGAGAUUUUAACUUGCCCACUCCGGACGCAAUAUUCUCGAUUGAUUACUUCCGAGACGAUCCUAGACCUUUCUUUGAGAUUGCAAGGCGUUUGUAUCGACCAGAAGCAAAGCCUACAUUGGCUCAUUGUUUUAUCAGGCUACUUCAUGACAAAGGCUUACUUCUUAGGCAUUAUACACAGAACUGUGAUAGUUUGGAACGCUUAUCUGGUUUACCAGAGGAGAAAUUGGUUGAAGCCCAUGGAACAUUUCACACAGGACACUGUAUUAAGUGCAAGAAACUGCAUGAUUUCGAGUUUAUGCUAAAUGAAAUUUUAGCCAAAAGAGUGCCUAAGUGUCUUAAAUGCAAACACGUCGUCAAACCUGAUGUUGUACUUUUUGGAGAGAGUAUGCCGAAGAAAUUUUUCAAGAACCUUUCUUCGAUAAUCACACACUCCACUGUGACUGCGCGAAGAUCGAAAUAAAGACCUAUUCACUACUUCUCUGGUUUCUUCUAUCAAUAGCACGAGGGUUACCUUAAGGCACGAAACUGAAUACCAAUCCUUUCUGGAGGCCAAUCACUUACGUGGAACCGAACAAUUAUAAAUUAUAUUUUUGUAUUUCCAUUUUGUAUCUUAUUAUUUUUAUGCAGUCAGUGGAGCAGUUCUUCAGGUGUGAUUGGUUUUCACCAUUACCUUUGAAGUAGAUUCUUCUUUACUUUUUACUUGAGGGCGACUAAAGAGGCAGGUGAGUAAACACCUGAUAGCCGGUCUGAGCAUGGAAAAAUCGUACCUCACCAACAUGGUGUUGGGUAGCCCGCUCGCGGCACUUCCUCAGAUAUUCUUAUUCCACAUUCUCACACUCUUUCUCUUGAAGGCACGCAGUAAACCGUCAGCGAUAGUUGUAGAAUAGAUCACAUGCUAAAAAUAAGAUGACAAGCUAGUAAAUGAAGAGACAUCCAUGGACUAUCGUUGACAGCGUCAGUCGUCACUGAUUGUAAGUCAAACAGUGAGCGAGUUGAUAAUUUUCCGUUGGGAUGAGGAAUAGAACUAAGGUGAUUUCGAUAGAUAGGUUGAUCGAACCGACGUUCAUACGGAAGUCGAUUCUAGGGGGAAGCUAAUGUAACAGCUUAGGUUGGUUGGUUAAGAGUUGACCCCAAACAACCAAGCAUAUACCAAGACAGUAUUGUUCAAGUAUUCAUUCACUUCCUUAUUGUUUAUAAGCGUUAUAUUCCCUAUUAUCUUAUGUUGAAUGUUGAGAGCCUUUGUUUGUCCCAACAGAUAAUCACACACUCCACUGUGAC
Molecule: messenger RNA, 1575 nt
Organism: Schistosoma intercalatum
Lineage: Eukaryota; Metazoa; Platyhelminthes; Trematoda; Strigeidida; Schistosomatidae
Source: the annotation of a GenBank genome assembly